Messenger RNA from Parastagonospora nodorum SN15, 351 nucleotides. RefSeq lists its product as hypothetical. Lineage: Eukaryota; Fungi; Ascomycota; Dothideomycetes; Pleosporales; Phaeosphaeriaceae. The transcript is spliced from 2 exons. The coding region runs from base 1 to 351 and encodes 116 amino acids. The record is from RefSeq and is a predicted model, not a curated record.
AUGGCGAAGCGCAUCAGUGCGGAGAUCGAUGAGCACAUCCAUCACAACGUCUGCAAGCCUACCGAUGAGCUGGCUCAACCAUAUACAUCAUUAGAGAAAUAUGGCCACGUCGCUUCUACCGCCGCUAGAAUUGAACGCACGCGGUCUGGAUUUGCUAUUGCAUGGUUCCGCUAUACGACUUUCCAAUUCUACGACAACAACACUUUGCGAUUUUUCAGCGGCGUUGAUUGGAGGGUAUCUAGUCACGAUGUUCGCCAGCUUGCCAAGGUCUACGAAGUCAGUUUGUAUCUGUCAAUCUCCGAUACACCUGAGCGCGGAAAAGCCAAUGGCACGGAUAUUGGAUCGGAGUAG